GCUGCAGCCGGAGCGCGCUUUGCUUGUGUCUCGCUCCCGCGAGAGAUUAGAGCAGGCCGGGGUUAAGAUGGCGGCGCCCGUGCUGAGAGUGUCUGUGCCGCGGUGGGAGAGCGGGGCCCGGUAUGCCGUGUGCGUUCUCGGUAUCGUUAUAUCCCUCUAUGCUUUCCACGUGGAGAGAGAAAAGGAGCGGGACCCCGGCUACCAGGCCAUGUGCGACCUUAACGAAUGGGUGCGCUGCUCCACCGUCCUCUCAUCCAGAUGGGGUCGAGGAUUUGGACUUUUUGGGUCCAUAUUUGGAAACGAUAGUGUAAUGAAUCAACCAAACAGUGUCUUUGGUCUUAUAUUUUAUCUACUACAGAUGCUGCUCGGUAUGACAGUGAGUGCGGUAGCAGCACUAGUGUUAAUGAGCUCGUCUAUAGUGUCGGUAGUAGGAUCCCUCUACCUAGCAUACAUCCUGUACUUUGUACUAAAGGACUUCUGUGUUAUCUGCGUCACCACCUAUUUGCUGAACUUCAUUCUCCUUAUCAUCAAUUACAAACGAUUAGUUUACUUGAACGAGGCCUGGAAACAGCAACUGCAGGAUAAACAAGAAUGAGAGGCCUCCUGAACUCUGGCUCACGUCUGAAGGACACUGCUUCCUUAAAGUUUAUUUUGCAGUACAAUUGGUUGGGGGACAGACGGUUUCCAAGAACAAUCUUAACCAAUGUUUUUUUUUUUUUUUUUUUUUUUUUACUUUUGACCGAAAGGGCCCUGGAUAUUUGUAUGUUUGCAAUGGAGCCUCCCAUUUGAAAUGGCUGGAUGAAGGAGCGAUAAUGAAUAAAACCGAAAAAAAGGAGAAAAAAAAAAAAAGUGGCAAGCUUUAACUGUACUUACCAAGGUGUUUCGUUUAAUGGCACAUUCUCUGUUCUUGUGUUCUUGGCGAUAUUUUUCCCUCCUUUGUGCCUCCCUCUCUUUGUAUAUGUAUGUGUGUCAAUCCUUCAAUGCGGGUAAUUUCUUUUUAUUGUGGCUGAUUGGUUACGAUGUGUAUUUUGUUGCUACCAUUGGUAUUUUAGGUUGCCAUCUGUGGCUCUUCGCUGGUAUUUCAUGUAUUUUCAAAGAACAAUAUUAGGAGCCAAAUCCGACGACCAGGCAUUUCUAUGCACAUUGAGUAGAACUAAAACCACGUCCUGCUUGCUACCAGCACCUUGAAGGAUUUUGCUAUGUGCGAAAGCCAAUUGAAAGCAGCAUUUUGCACUAGCUUCAGUCAAGAAUGACUUUAGAAACGGCUGUGGACUUCUGGUCCGGCAAGCACAGUGCAAGGUUUCAUGAGGUUGGGUAAUGUGUGAGUAGGUUGACCUUCAUAGCUUUGAGAGUUAAGUGUUACUGAUGAGCGUACAUGGUGGGUGUUGAAUAGUCAUGUAUUGUCCCACAGAAUCCAGGACCAAGAAAAGUGCUUGUGCUGGGCACUUACAUGUAGACCUCUUACUGAUCCAGCAUCUCUCCAAUGCACCAGUAUAAAGCUGCUUAUGACACCUCCAUAAUAUACUGUCCCAUGUGACUGCUCUCCAUUACUGGUACCUCCAAACGGUUGCAGCACUACUGACAUAUAAUCGCCCCUGCCAAAUGCAGAUCAUGUCUGGUCGUCUUGCUCCAUUUUACCACACGGCGGUAAGACUUUGGACUGCCUGCCCUCAAUAAGAUUACUAUGCAGCUCAUUAAUACUGUCAUACGUGUGGAUCUUUUGUAUAGGACCUUUUUCACCCAUCAUCGGUAUCCUCUAACUGCAGUGUAGUGUAAUACACUGAGGAUUUUUUUCACCUGGUUUAAGUGCUGCCUGUCAAAUACCAUAACCGGUAUACGUAAAUCUUGUUAUUGUGCCUGAUGAGACCGUUUUUGUAGUAAGAAUGGAUCUCACGUAGAGCUUAGCAUUUAACAUUCCAUCAUGACUUGGAAGGGUUAUGAUCUUGGUCGUCUAAGAGAAUGAAUCGCUAUAUUUUGGUGCAGUGGAAUAUACAGGGAUUUGAUACCUGGAAAGAUAUGGUCAUCUUUGGGGGAAAUUGUACAGAUCAGUGAUUGCCUUCUGCCACAGGUUGUCAGGGCAUGCUGGAGGAGUUAGAGAACCACGACGUGUCAGACUACUGGUCUAGAUGGUGUUACUUUUACAGUUGUGGGCUCAGGUUAUUCAUCGACCAGAGCUCCGCCUGCCCCUUGAAUAGAUGACGUGUUCCUUAGCACAGUAUCCUAAUCUACUGCAGAAGAAAUAUGUGCUUCUUGGGCUUGACAGAUGACUCAUCAAAUGUUAGUCAUUUUGUACUGGCCUGAAGUCUGAGCAUAAGAUGCAGUCCAAAGGAAUACAUUGAGUUGUAUGCAAUCCUGUGAACUGCAGCUGUCGCUCAACAGUUAAUCUGUAAAGGUACAAAAAGACUGUUGCUUAGGCUACUUUCACGCUUGCGUUUUGGGCGGAUCCGUCAUGGAUCUGUUACAAUAAUACAACCGCAUGCGUCCGUCAUGAACGGAUCCGUUUGUAUUCUCUGUAACACAGCCAAG
Molecule: messenger RNA, 2526 nt
Organism: Bufo gargarizans (Asiatic toad)
Lineage: Eukaryota; Metazoa; Chordata; Amphibia; Anura; Bufonidae
Gene: VKORC1L1
Product: vitamin K epoxide reductase complex subunit 1 like 1
Exons: 3
Coding region: 68-595 (175 amino acids)
Biological process (GO): peptidyl-glutamic acid carboxylation; vitamin K metabolic process
Molecular function (GO): vitamin-K-epoxide reductase (warfarin-sensitive) activity
Source: RefSeq, a predicted model, not a curated record